AACAGUUAGAAUGCUAUUUAAAGUUUGUCGUUGAACUUAUUUAAUAAAUUCAUUUAAUAUUGUAUUUUAAGUUAAAUGGCUAAUUCAUUUUAUUUGUUUAAUUUAUUAACAUGAUGGCCAAGGUGAAUACUGAUCUGUUUAAUAAGUUUCAAAGUGCGAUAAAGUUGCCCCUAAGACAAGGAGGUGACGGAAGUGAAACAGAGGUGGAUAUUCGUGAAGAUGAGGAACAAUCAGUUAAACUACAAGAAAUUAUUGAUCUGCUUGUUGCAGCUGGUUAUUUUCGUGCUAGGAUAAAGGGAUUGUCACCUUUUGAUAAGGUUGUUGGAGGAAUGACUUGGUGUAUUCAGUCAUGUAAUAUUGAUGUUGAUGUUGAUUUAUUAUUUCAAGAGAAUUCAACAAUAGGACAAAAAAUAGCAUUAACAGAGAAAAUAGUUGCUGUGCUACAAAAAAUGAAGUGCCCAUAUAGAAUUGAACCACAUCAAAUUCAAGGAUUGGAUUUUAUACACAUAUUUCCUGUUAUUCAAUGGCUUGUAAAAAGGUCAAUGGAAUUCAGGCAAGAAAUGGCUGCUUUUGUGAGGUCUUAUGCAGUUAAUCAAUUUGAGAAAGAGUUUCCUAGUGCAAAAGAGGAUCCCAAAAAGGAUAUAUUAGAAAACAUAAAAAAGGUUCAGGAAGUUUAUAGACCUCGUCGUAUUUACAAGAGGAAGAAUGCUUUGCCAGAUGAUCUCAAUACCAGAUUAUUAAUAACUUUAUUAGAAUAUGGAGUGCAGGGAAAAACUGAGGCAGGAAAUAUCCAAGAAUCAACAGAAGGAAAUACAUUGGAAAAGCAAGAUAUUGCUGAGCAUUCUAUUGAAGUACUUUUAAAUAAUUUGACUUUAAUGCAAGAGGACGUGACCGAAAAUUUCUCAUUCAAUGAUGUACAAAAAACAGAACUUGCCAAACAUUAUGCUGCCUUUCAAAAUGAACUAAAGCUUGAAGGAACUCAGACUAGACAGGAAGAUGCUAUUUUGACUUUAAAAGAACAGAAAAAGGUUUUAGAAGAUGAGUAUGCCAAUCUCACAAAGAAACAUUCUGACUUGCAAAAUGAAAUAAUUGAAGUUAAUAAUAAAUUGAAAGAAAUAUUAGAAAACCAAAAACAAUCCUCGAAAAUUUUGAAAGAUAUGGAAACUGGCAUUCAAGAAAACCCUGAGACAUUAAAGGAAACGGAAGAUCUAGUCAUUUUAGGUGAGAAAUUAAGAAAUCAAGAGCUACAGUUUAGAGAAUACUGCAAACAAGAAUUAGUAAGGCUGCAAAAUAUGAUUGAAGAAACUAAAGCCUCAAAACAAGAAGUUUCCGGUACAACUCAUUUAAACAAAGAAUUACAAAUGGAAGAAGAAAAGCUUAAAGAGUUGAGAUUGAAAUUAGCAAAGAAAAAUCGCGAGGUAGCAGCUUUACAGAGGAAAUUAGAUGAGGUACCAACUAGUGCAGAACUGGCUCAAUACCAAAGGAGAUUUUUAGAACUUUAUAAUGAAGUUUCAGCGAAACAUAAAGAAACAAAACAAUAUUAUACUUUAUAUAACACUCUAGAAGACACGAGGCUUUAUAUUAAGAAUGAAUUAUCGUUAUUAAAUUCAAUAUCAGAUUCAUAUCCAGAGGCCUUGGUUUCAAAUAGUGCAAAAGAAGAAUUCUUACGUCAGUUGGAAAAUAUAGUUGCUGGCGUUAAACAGUCAAGGUGUAAAGUAGAAAGUAAACUUGUUGAAGAGAAACACAAAAGAGACGAAUUGACCUACUCAUUGCAAUCAUUGGUGGACCAACAGCGUAGAUAUGUGUCUGUAGUGAGACAAUUGGGCGUUGAAUGUAGGAAACACGAAAUCCUCUUAUCGCAAAUACAGUCUUAGAGAUUAUUUUCUAAAAAUAUGUGAUAUAAUUGUGCCUGAUUUAUUUAUUUGAAAAACGAUAAGUCCUUAGUUAUAUUACGUACGUAAAGUACGCAGUUAUUGCUUUAAUUUUAUUAUCGUUGUUGCUAUGUGUGGAUGUAUGUAAGGAAUCUUUUGCUAAAAAUUUUAUAUGCUCAAUAUAUUGGAAUUACUAUUAAUGAUGUAAUUUAAUUGCCCUAAAAAAUAUAACAAUAAAACAAG
Messenger RNA from Agrilus planipennis (emerald ash borer), 2114 nucleotides. RefSeq names its product coiled-coil domain-containing protein 93 (gene fidipidine). Bases 111 to 1874 code for a protein of 587 amino acids. The record is from RefSeq and is a predicted model, not a curated record. The transcript is spliced from 11 exons. Gene Ontology annotation, biological process: Golgi to plasma membrane transport. Lineage: Eukaryota; Metazoa; Arthropoda; Insecta; Coleoptera; Buprestidae.